Molecule: messenger RNA, 4127 nt
Organism: Phragmites australis (common reed)
Lineage: Eukaryota; Viridiplantae; Streptophyta; Magnoliopsida; Poales; Poaceae
Exons: 9
Coding region: 88-3597 (1169 amino acids)
Molecular function (GO): protein binding
Source: RefSeq, a predicted model, not a curated record
GUAGGAGAAAAUUUUUUUGGAAAGGUGAGCAAGAGAGAGAAGCCAAGCAAACCAAACCCCAAGGGCAAGACGCGGACGGCAGCAGCCAUGCCGCGGUCGCCGUCGCAGGAGAGGCACCAGCCCGUGCGCCGGAGGGGAGGCUCCUCCCAGAUGCUGCUGCACCACCAUCACCGCCGCCGCUCGCCGUCGCCGCCGCCCCGCCGCUCGCUCCGCCCGCGCCGCGCCGCCUCCUCCCGCCCGCUCGUCGACGACUUCUUCCCCUUCCCCUCCUCGCCCUCCUCGUCGCCGUCCCGCCCCCGCCAGCGGAGGCCGUCGCCGGAGCCGUCCAUCUCCGACUCCGGCGCCGGCUCCUCGGCCUCCGACGGCUGCCGGCGCAAGCUCAAGCUCGUCGUCAAGCUCUCCCAGCUCCCCCCGGACCAGCACCACCGCCGUGCCCCGCCUCCACUCUCGUACUCGAACGACUCCGACGGGGAGGAGCUGGUGGGCGGGGGCGGCAGCGGCGAUGAGGUCAAGCCGCCCAAGAAGCGCCGGAUCGAGCCGCGAGGCGACAGAUCUCGCCAUCGCGAGGUUGGCUGUGGGAGGAGCGACGCCGCGAGCGCGCCACGGACGAAGCGGCUCCCGGUGCCAGGGACCGCGAGGACGACGCCGCUGCCGGACCAGAAGGCGCUGGAGAUGAUUCUCGACAAGCUGCAGAAGAAGGAUACGUACGGAGUGUUUGCGGAGCCAGUGGAUCUGGAGGAGUUGCCUGACUACCAUGACGUGAUUGAGCACCCAAUGGAUUUUGGUACCGUCAGGAGGAAGCUUGCUAGGAAUGCUUAUCGCUCAUUCGAACAAUUUGAGGAUGAUGUCUUCUUAAUUUGCAGCAACGCAAUGCAGUACAAUGCACCUGAUACAAUUUACUUCAGACAGGCCCAUUCCAUACAAGAGCUGGCAAGAAAGAAGUUUCAGGAACUGAGGGAUGAGGGCAUACCUACAGAAAACCAGAUAAAGAGUGAACAGAAAGUUAGACCAAACUCUUGCAAUAGGGAACCCGUUAAGAAGCCUGUUUUGAGGUAUUCAGAUGAUGAUCUAGGCUUCCUGUCCCGCAAAGAGCAAGUUAAGAGACACAAUUUAAAAAAUUCGGAAGAUGAUAUAAGCUUCAAAGAUAAAGUUAAGAAACCCAUGGCCAGGAAUUCACAGGAUGAAAGUUCCUUUUUCAACAAAGAGCGAGUUAAGAAACCCAUCUCCAGAAAUUCAGAGGAUGAUUUAAGUUCCUCAGUCCACAAAGAGCAAGCUAAGAAACUCAUCUCCAGAAAUUCAGAGGAUGACCUGAGCUCCUCAUUCGGUAAAGAGCAAGUUAGGAAAGUCAUUUCCAGACAUUCAGAAAAUGAUGAAAACUCAUCUUUCCACAAACAUCAAGUCAAGAAGCCUACUUCCCAGAGUUCAAAAGAUGACUUCUCAUCCCAGAGAAAACACAUUAGGAAGCCAAUUUGCAUAAAUAGAGAAGAUUCAGAUUUCUCAUCCCGCAAAGAGCCAGUUGAGAAUCCUGUUUGCACAAAUGUUGAAAAUGCAGGCUUCUUAUCCACAAAAAGGCUGGCUGAGAAGCCCAUUAGUAGAAACAGAGAAGACCAGGGCCAUUGCCGCCAGGAGUCGUCUGAGAAACCAAGUUGCAGAGAUGGGAAAGAUGAUCUAGGUUACUCAUGCAACGAAGAUGCUGUUAAGAAGCCAGUUUGUAUGAAUAGCCAUGAUGCCCUGGGUUCAGAUGUCUCUGCUGCAACCAUUGCUUCCGCAGGAGAUGGCUGUAAUGGUUUAAGCAUGUCACAGGCUAAUGCUACUGAACCUGUAGGUUGUACUGUAGCCAAUGAGUUUUUGGACAAAGAUAUCACCUCUCCACUCGAUGAGAUCAGAUCUGAGAAGACCGACGAUAUUUUGGCCAAGCCUAGCUACAAGUCAGUUGUGGUAGAUGAGACUAGACGGAAUACUUAUGAUAUAUACAAAGAACAGCCUUCGUUGGAAUGUGACCCAGUUUUUGACGUUUUCUCUGCAGAACCAAAAGAGCUCAUUAAUGUUGGAUUUCAUGCUGAGCACUCGUAUGCAUAUGCAAGAAGUCUGGCUCGCUUUGCUGGUUCGCUUGGUGCUCAAGGCUGGAGGAUUGCUUCUGAGCGCAUUCGGCAAGCGUUACCUUCUGAAGUAAAGUAUGGCCAUGGUUGGGUUGGAGAAUACGAGCCUCCAUUACCAUCUGUUCUUGUUGUGAAUGAUCAAUCUAGAUAUCUGAAGAGCUCUGAGGCAAAUGUACGAAGGAAUACUUCUCUGCCUAGAGAUAAUGACAGGCGCAGACCAACAGAAAGUAAUAAUCCAAAGGAUAGGAGUUUGAGUCUACUUAACCGGAUAACAACUAGCAAUAAUGUAGUUGGAGUGCCUGGGCCACUUGAGUCUCCAGAAUAUAAGCCAAGAUUAUUUGGUGUCACUGCUGAGCCCCAACACAGGAGCACUGACGCAUUAUCACCACACGAGAAUCAUAGUAUGUCUGGUAAUGUUGCAAAGACCAAAAGAACAACCAAUGAGAAAAUGAGAAAAGGCAGCUCAUCCUCCAGUGCCCGCACUCAUGAAAUGCAACCACAGAAGUCCGAGUGUUCAAAAGGAGCUUCUUCUGGUGUGCUUGAUAUGCUUGCCUUGGACAAAAUGGCUGGCCAGCCUAGACCAUUUUUCCAUCCACCAGAAUCAACUAGAACUCAGCAAAUGGGAAAAAUUGACUCAUCAAAAAGCAAUAUCCCUAUUGAAAUGGCACCACAGCAGAUUGAGUGCCUGAAAGGUGCUUCUGGUGUGCAUGAUAUGCCUUCCUCAAAUGGGCUGCCUAAACCCUUCUUCCAGACACCAGAAGUAACUGUACCACAGCCUAAAAAUGAAGCAACGUGGGUGUACCAUGGCCGACCUGGUGAUGGAAAGGUUGGAGCAUCCAACAAAAGCAGACCAUCGACUAGUGUUGGAUUCAUGUCUAAAAAUCAAGCAGUAAAUGCUGCAAAUUUCGCCAUGAAUGUGAGCGGACAAAAGAAUAUCAGUGACCAUGCAAAAUCAGUGGGAUCAACUGCAAUACCUGGCCAGGCAAAUAUACCAAACAGAGGUCUUGAUGCUCCCCGGAACAUUUUCUCAGCAUUUCCAGCAGCUGUUAGGGAGAACCAGAGCAUUCCAUCUGCUCCAGUGGUUCAAUCUUGGAUCUCAUUUGGUGCUCCUUCAGAGAACAAACCAGCCAUUGUCCCGACUUUCCUUGACAGUAAUUCUUGUUGGAAGAUGCCAUUUGCAAAUGCCCGUCCUUCUGAUGAUGCUAAGAUAAAUGAUGUCCCUCAGUUCUUUAGGCAACCUGUUCAGGUGGUUAGAGAAAGCCCAGCUCAAAACAAGGGUUUGGUAAUAUUUCCCCAGUUGGUCCAGACAGAUUUCUCGAGAUCACAGGGCCAACCACAAUGGCAAGGGCUGGUUCCCCACAUGCAACAGAAGCCAAGUAAGGAUGUACUCCGUCCAGACUUGAACAUUGGGUUCCCGUCUCCAGGUUCACCACCAGCUCGACAGUCUUCUGGCAUCAAUUUGGAAGCACAACAACCAGACCUUGCGUUGCAGCUAUGAGCUGGAAACAGACAAUGAGGAAAUGUGACUACUAGGCUGUAUGUCAAUAACACUAAGCAUGCAAAGACAUGCGGAGCUUGGGCGCAAAACAGGGCGAAAGCAUCAUUGGGACAUCCGAUACAUGGACCGGCGACAAUGAUAGGGAUGGGAAUGCAUAUGCCACAUGGCAUAAUCGCGGUUCAUCAACUGAUCCCACCGCCGCGCAAAGAUAUGAGAAAAUGGAUGGAUGAACACUGUCUGGAAUCAAAUCUUGCCUAUUGGGGGGCAUGUUGACCGGAGUUCAGAAUCCAGCAUUUGAAGAAAUGCUUUGGUGGCAUAUCUGUAGGUAGCAUACUAGCAUGCCGGUGAACCAGAUACUUGGCGCGCUUCUCUGACCACACUACAGCUUUCUUCGGUGGAAAUUUUUGCACCAGACUUUAGGAGAUAUUGUUUGUUCAGUAGUGUAGGUUCGGUGUUCACUCCUAUGUAAUGCCCAUGUCACAAUGUAUGUUGGUUGUAAAUGGUUGAGCAAUGAAUAGAUCGUUAGAGCA